Messenger RNA from Trifolium pratense (red clover), 1893 nucleotides. RefSeq names its product protein RGF1 INDUCIBLE TRANSCRIPTION FACTOR 1. The record is from RefSeq and is a predicted model, not a curated record. The transcript has 4 exons. Lineage: Eukaryota; Viridiplantae; Streptophyta; Magnoliopsida; Fabales; Fabaceae. Bases 499 to 1203 code for a protein of 234 amino acids.
AUUACCAAAUUAACAAUCAUCCUAAUCCUAAUAAAAAAAAACCAUGUUAAUCACUAAUUAUGAGGUGCAAUAUACCCUUUAAAUAAUCAAGUAUUUUAUAGGAUAGAAAAACUAAAAUUGAUAAGACCAAUGACUGAGAAUACGACAACAACAAAAGAAAAUAAAAAGUAGUGGAUUCAUUACACACGUAUCUAUUGGUUUGGUUUUUGGUUUGGACUUAGGUUUUGGUUCGGAUACAGGUUUGGUUAUGUAGACUUUUGUGCAGAUAAGAACGACCCCUCUCUCUAUCUCUCUCAUCACUCUCUCUCACUCUCUCUCUACAAACCACAUUACCGCCUUCAACUCCUACAAGAAUCCAUUCCCUCUUUCACCUCCCCAAAACUCUCUCUCUCUCUCUCUCUCUCUCUCUCUCCAAUAGGCAACACACACAAUACCCACUUUCUCACAUUUAUCACAAAAAUACACAAAAUUUCAGUAACUCCAAUCAGUGUUAAUCAAAUGGCGUUCGAGAAUCAAGACACAGUCCGUGAAAUUAAGCCAAAAAACAGAAGAAUCAUGGGUGCUGGAGGACCAGAUGAUGAGGAAAAUAGAUGGCCACCAUGGUUAAAACCUCUGCUUAAAGAACGUUUCUUUGUUCAAUGCAAGUUGCAUGCUGAUUCACAUAAGAGUGAGUGUAAUAUGUAUUGUUUGGAUUGUAUGAAUGGUGCUCUUUGCUCUCUUUGCCUCAAUUAUCACAAAGAUCAUCGUGCUAUUCAGAUAAGGAGGUCUUCAUACCAUGAUGUGAUUAGGGUGAAUGAGAUUCAGAAGGUGUUGGACAUAUCAGGGGUUCAAACCUAUAUCAUCAACAGUGCAAGAGUUGUGUUCUUGAAUGAGAGGCCUCAGCCAAGGCCUGGUAAAGGUGUCACAAACACAUGUGAAGUCUGCGAGCGCAGCCUUCUUGAUUCCUUUCGAUUCUGUUCUCUUGGUUGCAAGAUUGUUGGAACUUCAAUGAAUUUCCAGAAGAAGAACAAGUUAGCUGCAAUGAUGUCAGACUCAGAGGAUUCAUACAGCAGCAGUUGCAGCCAUGGAAGACUGAAGAACAUCAAGGUGCAAAGCUUCACUCCUUCAACACCACCACCAACUUCAGUUAAUUACAGAACAGCCAAAAGAAGAAAGGGAAUUCCGCAUCGCGCACCAAUGGGAGGACUAGUCUUGCAAUACUAAUGAACAGUUAAUAAUUUUAGGUUAUUGCUAUAAUGCCCUUAAUGGAUUAAUGGAUUUGGCUCCCCUACUGUAGGUGAUUUUCCGUAUUCACGUAGUCAGAUUAUCAGUGGUCAUCGACCAACAUUGGAGGAUUCAUAUUCAAGCUCGUUUUUUUCUGAACUGUCCAAUCUUGGUCGAACUGUCACUGAUGUUCUGACUUUGUGAAUGCGAGAUCACCUUACCGAAGGGAAUCCGAGUUCUUACCCUUAUUAUAGAUACAAAAAAAAUUACUAGUAUGUGUCAAUCCGGCUUCAUCAGUUCCAAUGCUAGAGCUUUUUUGUGAAAAGGGCCAGUGUUGGAAGUGUUGGUGUUAAUAGUGUUUGUUUGUGUAUAUAGGAAAAAUCCAAUAGGAGUGGAAAAGGUUGAGAAAUUAGAAAAAUAAAACAUCUGUAAUAUACUAUAGUUUGAUAAAAAGGAAUGGUGUAGGAAAAUAAUCAAAAAGUUCCUUUGGACCAAAGUUAAAGAUGGUAAUGACAAUAGUAUAGGUUGGUUUUCUAGAGUAAUUAUGUAAGUUUUGGGGGUGUAAAUAGUUGGUGGAUUUAGUGAAAAAGGUGGGGGAGGUGACAAUGACAGUGUACUCUUUUACAAAUAUAGAUGAAUUAUCUGUAAUGUGAAACUGUGAAAUAAUAAUAAUGAUGAUAAAUUAUAUAA